Messenger RNA from Sapajus apella (tufted capuchin), 1287 nucleotides. RefSeq names its product Wnt family member 3A (gene WNT3A). Lineage: Eukaryota; Metazoa; Chordata; Mammalia; Primates; Cebidae. Gene Ontology annotation, biological process: neuron differentiation; multicellular organism development; canonical Wnt signaling pathway. The coding region runs from base 126 to 1184 and encodes 352 amino acids. The transcript is spliced from 4 exons. Gene Ontology annotation, molecular function: frizzled binding; cytokine activity. Gene Ontology annotation, cellular component: extracellular region. The record is from RefSeq and is a predicted model, not a curated record.
ACCCGCGCACCCGCGGCCGCAGGAGGGCCCAGCGACGCCGCCGCGCCAGCUCCCAGGGCCCGGCCGGCCCCGGCGCUCACGCUCUCGGGGCGGACUCCAGGCCCUCCGCGCCCUCCCGCGCGGCGAUGGCCCCGCUCGGAUACUUCUUACUCCUCUGCAGCCUGAAGCAGGUUCUAGGCAGCUACCCGAUCUGGUGGUCGCUGGCAGUCGGGCCGCAGUACUCCUCCCUGGGCUCGCAGCCCAUCCUGUGUGCCAGCAUCCCGGGCCUGGUCCCCAAGCAGCUGCGCUUCUGCAGGAACUACGUGGAGAUCAUGCCCAGCGUGGCCGAGGGCAUCAAGAUCGGCAUCCAGGAGUGCCAGCACCAGUUCCGAGGCCGCCGGUGGAACUGCACCACCGUCCACGACAGCCUGGCCAUCUUUGGGCCCGUGCUGGACAAAGCUACCCGGGAGUCAGCCUUUGUCCACGCCAUUGCCUCAGCCGGUGUGGCCUUCGCGGUGACACGCUCGUGUGCAGAGGGCACGGCCGCCAUCUGUGGCUGCAGCAGCCGCCACCAGGGCUCACCAGGCAAGGACUGGAAGUGGGGUGGCUGCAGCGAGGACAUCGAAUUUGGUGGGAUGGUGUCUCGGGAGUUCGCCGACGCCCGGGAGAACCGGCCAGAUGCCCGCUCAGCCAUGAACCGCCACAACAACGAGGCUGGGCGCCAGGCCAUCUCCAGCCACAUGCACCUCAAGUGCAAGUGCCACGGGCUGUCGGGCAGCUGCGAGGUGAAGACGUGCUGGUGGUCGCAGCCCGACUUCCGCGCCAUCGGCGACUUCCUCAAGGACAAGUACGACAGCGCCUCGGAAAUGGUGGUGGAGAAGCACCGGGAGUCCCGCGGCUGGGUGGAGACCCUGCGGCCGCGCUACACCUACUUCAAGGUGCCCACGGAGCGCGACCUGGUCUACUACGAGGCCUCGCCCAACUUCUGCGAGCCAAACCCCGAGACGGGCUCCUUCGGCACGCGCGACCGCACCUGCAACGUCAGCUCCCACGGCAUCGACGGCUGCGACCUGCUGUGCUGCGGCCGCGGCCACAACGCGCGCGCGGAGCGGCGCCGGGAGAAGUGCCGCUGCGUGUUUCACUGGUGCUGCUACGUCAGCUGCCAGGAGUGCACGCGCGUGUACGACGUGCACACCUGCAAGUAGGCGCCGGCCGCGCCUCCCCCGGACCGCGCGGGCCCUGCCUGGGGUGCGCUUUUCCCUGGGUGGAGCCGGACUCCCACCAGACGGGACCGGUCAGCGCUCCUCC